Zalophus californianus (California sea lion) is the source of this 1596-nucleotide messenger RNA. RefSeq names its product PX domain containing 1 (gene PXDC1). NCBI's taxonomy places the organism in Eukaryota, Metazoa, Chordata, Mammalia, Carnivora, Otariidae. Bases 1 to 696 code for a protein of 231 amino acids. The record is from RefSeq and is a predicted model, not a curated record. Gene Ontology annotation, molecular function: phosphatidylinositol binding. The transcript has 5 exons.
AUGGCCUCGGCGGUGUUUGAGGGCACCUCGCUUGUGAACAUGUUCGUGCGCGGUUGCUGGGUGAACGGCAUCCGCAGGCUCAUCGUCAGCCGGCGCGGCGACGAGGAGGAGUUCUUCGAGAUCCGCACCGAGUGGUCGGACCGCAGCGUGCUCUACCUGCACCGCAGCUUCGCGGACCUCGGCCGCCUGUGGCAGCGCCUCCGCGACGCCUUCCCCGAGGACCGGCCGGAGCUAGCGCGCGUGCCGCUGCGGCAAGGACUGGUGGCCAUAAAGGAUGCCCACGAUAUAGAGACCAGGCUUAAUGAGGUGGAGAAGUUGCUAAAGACCAUCAUAAGCAUGCCGUGCAAAUAUUCCAGAUCAGAAGUUGUGCUCACCUUCUUUGAAAGAUCUCCUCUGGAUCAGGUGUUAAAAAAUGACAACGUACAUAAAAUUCAACCCAGCUUUCAGAGUCCAGUGAAAAUAUCAGAAAUCAUGAGAUCCAAUGGAUUUUGCUUAGCAAAUACGGAAACCAUCGUUAUUGACCACAGUAUACCAAACGGAAAAGACCAACAUCUGGGUGUGGAUCCGACAGAGCAUUUGUUUGAGAAUGGCGGUGAAUUUACCUCAGAGCUGGAAGAUGGUGAUGACCCAGCAGCUUAUGUCACCAACCUAUCCUAUUACCACCUGGUCCCCUUCGAGACGGACAUUUUGGACUGAGUCUCUGGUGGGCCCCCACCUCCCCCAGGCCCUUGACUGCUGGUUCUGCCCCGGCUGCAGGGGCCCCCCUGCUGCCCCAGGCCUGGGUCAGGGGGUAUCUCCUCGGUGACAGUGCCCAGGAGGCCUGGGUGUCCUGCCCCUGGAGCAGCGGGGCUUUCCUCCGGUGCAGGGCCUCCCACAGCCGCCUGGCCACCCCUUGCUCCCCACCAUUCCCUCACACGACAAGCACACACGACAUGGCCUGGGAGGUGGUGAGAAGUUGCCACGGUCUGGACAACACGGGCAGGGAAUGUGAGGUAAUCCAGGAUUUCCCUGGGAACCCGGAUGUGUGGCUUUCAUUUCUGGUUUUCAUUUUCUCUCCAGAAGCUGUGGGUCUGGCGUCAGCCAAAGGGGCUCUUUACAGAAGGUUCCCUGUGGACGGCGAGGGUUGGCUACAGACACAGGGCAAAUCAUUGCCGAUCAGGUGCCUGUAAGCGGGGGCUGAGAAGUACCGAUUCUCCUCCAGAGAAAAGAGUUCCUGCCUGGCCGGCCAGCAUCUCUAAAGCCCUUCAGUGGAGUAGCCGUGCUGUAACCACCCCAGGUUGUGGGAAGUUCACCUCUCCUGCUGUUUACCAAGCUCUCAGUGACGUCAUUGCCAUAUUUACCUGCGGGGGGGGGGGGCAGGGAGAUGAGCAGGAAAGCACUGGCCAAGUCCCCCUUUGCCCCUUGCGGGGGCGGGGGGGAGGGGCGUGCGCAGGCAGGUCUGGGUUCUGUGUGCUUAUCUCCUCAUGGGGUCUACUAACGACCAACAUUUGCUAAUGUAAAUAAUAGUAAAUUAUUGAGAAUCCUAAUUCUUUUACACAGUCUGUUUUUUAAUCUAUUUUAAUUAAAUAAAGUGCAUUACUCUGCUCCUGGAUUUAG